This is a messenger RNA of Linum trigynum, 494 nucleotides long. The record is from the annotation of a GenBank genome assembly. NCBI's taxonomy places the organism in Eukaryota, Viridiplantae, Streptophyta, Magnoliopsida, Malpighiales, Linaceae.
CACGAGGCGGGCCCGGAUUCGUCGAGCCUGGACACGAGCUUAAGGACCAAGGUGUGAUCGGUGAGCUAAGAGCGUCGGAAUUACAGGGCAAAGAAAGGAUGGCCGCGGCGGCCUCUCUCAGGUGGAUUCUGCAACUUCACAAGGAUGUGCCCAAGGCCGCUCGUUUCUACUCCGAAGGUCUAGACUUCACUGUCAAUGUGUGCACUCUACGGUGGGCUGAGCUUCAGUCCGGGCCUCUGAAGCUCGCCCUCAUGCAAUCUACCAAUGACAAUGUUCCGCAGAAGGGGUAUUCUUCUUCGCUAUCAUUUACAGUCACUGAUAUCAAUAGUACGGUGACAAAGCUGAUGGCUUUAGGCGCAGAGCUAGAUGGACCCAUCAAGUAUGAAAUUCAUGGAAAGGUAGCUGCCAUGCGUUGUAUGGACGGCCAUGUCUUAGGGCUUUAUGAACCAGCAUAAAAGGGUCUACAAAGGAAAGAAUAAAGAAGUCAAAUUUGA